AUGUCGCGGGGAAGUCAUCUUACAAAAGAGGAACAAGCUCAAAUUAGAGCAUUCAAAAUCGCCGGAUGGUCCAAUAGAAUGAUUUCGUCAAAAUUGAAACGAUCUCUCAACUGUAUUAAUCAAUUUGUCAACAAUCCGGAUCACUAUGAGCGAAUGAAAAACACUGGAGCUCCCAAAAAACUCACGGAGAGAGAUAAACGAGGGAUUGUUAGGUUGGCUUCGAACACAAUGAAAUCGUGUAAUGACAUCAAAAACGAGCUGGGUUUGAAUAUCAGUAAGACUACAGUUUGGAGAGCCAUAGACCAAUCCCCAGAAAUCGUUCGAGCCAAAUUGGUGCCAGCUCCGCGUCUCACACUUCGCCACAAAGACAACCGUCUUACUUUCGCAAAAGCCAACAUGGCCACAGAUUGGGAUAAGGUAAGUAAUUUUUCUAAAAACAUCAAAUAUUGAUGUUUUCUUGUUCAGAUAAUUUUUUCUGACGAAAAAAGUUUAAUCUUGAUGGUCCGGAUGGUUACAACUCAUACUGGCAUGAUAUCAGAAAGGAUCAACUUCGCUUCCCAAAGAGAAAUUUUGGAGGAGGACGGGUUAUGUGUUGGGGCGCAUUUUCUGCAGCUGGAACGUUAAAAAUAGCUUUUGUUUCAUUCAAGAUGGAUUCGUUAGAUUACCAAAAAACCCUCCAUGACUAUCUUUUGCCAUAUUUGAGGCGGUUCCGGACCAGAAAGUUCACUUUUCAACAGGAUAAUGCUGCCAUCCACGUCAGCCAAUCAUCAAAAGAUUGGUUCAAAAGCCACAAAAUCAAAGUUUUGGAUUGGCCAGCGUGUUCUCCUGAUCUUAAUCCGAUGGAAAACGUAUGGGGGGAGCUCGUUCGCCGAGUUUAUGCUCAAGGAAAAAAAUAUGAUACUGUGGACCAACUCAAAGAUGCCAUCGAGACGGAAUGGAAUAAAAUCGAUAAGAACUACCUCAAGAGACUUGUUGACUCGAUGCCAAAUCGUCUCUAUGAUGUCAUUUCUAAACAUGGAGGUCCAACUAAGUAUUGAUUUUCGAUUAUAUGUCUCCAAUGGGAAUUCUGGAUUAGGUGAACCUAUCGUUUUGAAACGCUAAAUUUUUGAAAUUUUUGAACUCCGGUCAUUUAUUUUUUUAUUAUUUGGUAGUUUCAGAUAAAAUUGAGUUUUCUUAGCUAAUUUUGUGUGCUCUAUUUUAUUUUUAACUCGGAUUGUUAUUACAACUCACACCUCGGCUGAUUUCAGAAAUUUUGGGGGUGAACCUAUCAUUAUGAAACGCACUGUAGUUUUUGGGGGCACUCAGAAAAAUCUUGGCGCCGCUGGUUUGACAAUUGUGAUUGUUCGAAAUGAUCUAAUCGGUUUCGAACUUCCAACAACACCAGGAAUUCUAAACUACCGUGAAAUUCGAGAUAGCUCAAGUCUAUACAACACCUUGCCAGCCGGAAAUUUACGAACAACUAACUUGGUUUUAAAGUGGAUCAGAGAUCAGGGAGGAGUCCAGAAAAUGUACCAAAACAAUUUGGAGAAAAGCAAAUUGAUUUAUGCAAUCAUAGAUAGUUCGGAAGGAUUUUAUAGAUCAGAAAUUGCCCCACAAAAUCGAUCAAUAAUGAAUAUCUGCUUUGGAGUUUCAGGAAAUUUGGAAGAAAAAUUUUUGUGCGGAGCCGAGCAGCGAGAUAUGCUAAAUUUGAAGGGACAUCGAAGUGUUGGCAAGAUCAGAGCAUCAAUUUAUAAUUCGACCAGAAGGGCUCCGCCGGCUAACGCCGGCUCCUCCUUCUGGAUUGUCCCGGCUUCGCGCGUAGUUUUCUUUAGGUGUAAACAGAAACAUGUUUCGUAA
Caenorhabditis angaria is the source of this 1836-nucleotide messenger RNA. The record is from the annotation of a GenBank genome assembly. Lineage: Eukaryota; Metazoa; Nematoda; Chromadorea; Rhabditida; Rhabditidae.